AUGCCAAGAGAACAUCAUCAUUCCAAACGUUGCGGCAUUUAUACUCAUAUUGCCUGGCACGAUAUAAAAAAAAUUUUGCUGCAAAAAAUAAUAUCCCAAUCGGGAUAUGUCUCCACAACUGACUGGCCAACACAUAAAUCCGAAAUACCACUUGGACAGGUGCCCGUAUUGGAAAUAGAUGGUUUUCAGUUACCACAAAGUGUUUCUAUCGAACGUUACGUGACUAAACAAGCAAAGCUGUAUAGUACCGAUGAUUUUGAAGCAGCUAAAACUGACAGUGUGAUCGAUACAAUAGAUGAAUUACGAGAUGCAAAUUUGUAUAAAAUUAUAUUAAAGCAAAUGGAUGAAAAAUUGGUGGAAAAAAGGGAGCGAAACCUGUUAGAAGAGGAUGUACCGAAAGUAUUUACUAAAUUAGAAAUUUUGAUUAAAAAUUAUGGUUCAGAUGGACGAUUUUUCCUUGGUAACAAAUUAACAUGGGCCGAUCUUUGUUGUUACGAACAGAUAAUACGUAUUCUUAAACUGGAUCCUGAAAUACUAAACAAAUAUCCGAAGUUAGCAUUAAACCAUGAACAUGUAGAAAAGGAACCAACGUUAGCCGAAUAUAUAAAAACACCACCAGAAGCCUCAUUUUGA
Molecule: messenger RNA, 633 nt
Organism: Didymodactylos carnosus
Lineage: Eukaryota; Metazoa; Rotifera; Eurotatoria; Philodinida; Philodinidae
Source: the annotation of a GenBank genome assembly